Pseudophryne corroboree (corroboree frog) is the source of this 5290-nucleotide messenger RNA. It is a transcript of the gene FBRSL1, whose product is annotated as fibrosin like 1. Bases 896 to 4579 code for a protein of 1227 amino acids. The record is from RefSeq and is a predicted model, not a curated record. The transcript is spliced from 20 exons. Lineage: Eukaryota; Metazoa; Chordata; Amphibia; Anura; Myobatrachidae.
AAUUCCCUCUCCCUCCUCCUCGCACAAUCAAGAAGUGGGACUUUUUUCUGAGGCUGGUGCCGCGGAGUAAUUCGACUGCCUUGUAUCUUGCGGAGGUAUCCCUUCCGUGCUUUUCCAUAAGCUUGUACCCAUAGAGACCUCUCGGAGCCGCCGCCGCCGUGCAGACCGGAGGAUCGGUGACCCGGAGGAGGCCCAGCCGCCCGGAGAAUGCACGGGGUGUAAGGAGAGACACAGAGAGAGACAGAGAGAGAAUGGCAGCGGCGGCGGCACAGAGGAGGCUGGGGAUCGGCAGCAGUCAGUGUCUGUGAUUACUGCUCUCUUCCUCCUCUCUCCCCGCUCAUUGCUCUGCAUCUGCUGCUGCUGCUGCUACACCACCCGGCCAGGGACGGUAGAGAAAGAGGUUUCUAUGUGUGGAGGGGGGGUGCCCUGACUUACCUUCCACCACCACCACCAUACCACCACAUGAGGGAUUUCUGACCCCCCCUCCUUCUACUUCUUCACCAGGAUGCUGCUGCCUUUAAAGGGUCUUGGGCAGGGUCUGAGCCAUGCAAAUGGGAAAUAUUGUGUCAAUUUAAUGGCACGGAAAAGUUGCAAUGCAAGUGGUCACUAAGCAGGAUUGCAAUUGAGUGCAGGAAAUAUUGACUACAGAGCAGUAGUCUGUAUUGUUCAAAGACCGUCUGUGGGAUACUAAAAACAAACUGCAGAUCUUUACUGGAUUAUAUAUUUAUGUAUAUAAAUACAUAUUACAUAAACAUUUCCUUUACCUAAGUAGCAGUUGCAUCCAGUUUCCUGUAUCGGUUGUGGUUAGUAAUUGGAUUUGUGGAUUCAAGGUCACUCAUUGGAAUUUCCCUGUGGAUUUAUAAUUCGCAUUUAUUUUUUUUUGUAUUGAAAGAAGAUGGAUGUCAAAAUAAAACAGCAAAGCAGGAGAUCCAGGUCUCAAAGGGACAGGGUGAGGAGAAGAGACCCAUCCGUCAGGGAUCCCCGAAACCAGAGCCCCUCCUCUGGCUCUGAAGCCGAAAGGGGCCUGGGAAAGGAGAAUUCAAAUCAGAAUGGUAAAAAUCCAGCUGCUUCAGCCAGAAAUGCCAGACCGCCCAGACGUAAGAGGAGAGAAUCCAGCUCUCAGGAGGAGGAUUUAAUUGAUGGGUUUGCAAUUGCCAGCUUCAAUACCAUAGAAGCCUUAGAGAAAGAUCUGGCUUUGAAACCGCCAGAACGAAAAGAGAAAUGGGAACGACACCCUGCAAAAAAAGCCAGAGAAUCUGGGAAAUACAUCUGUGCAGAGCCAAGUGAGAAUGGGCACAUCCAUGAUGCAGGAAGCUCAGAGAGAGAAAUGGAGAGAGGAAAAGAACGAGACAAGAAGAAAUUCCCUCUGAAGGCAUUCAAUCAGGUCAAAGUGUCCAGGAACAGAAAUGGCAGAAAUGAUGAGGAUAACAGCAUCAAGGAAGCCAUGAGUUCCCAGCGCAGCAGCUCCCAUGAUCGCCUCAGUGAUAGCUCAGCUCAGUCACUUUCUGGACGCGGCUACUCAUGUGACAGUGAAAGUGAUAUCGACGAUAAGUGCUCCAAUGUUGGCUCUGAGGUCCUCUUCACUCCAGCUGCUUCCACAGGUGCCCUUUUGAAUGAAAAAUCUGAGUCCCAGGCUACUUGUCACCCUAAAGUGUCUGGGCUGGAGCGCAGCCAAGAGUUGAACACGGAACUAGCAUAUAUCCCUCCUGUGCAUAGUCCACAGCCACCGCCUGUAGCUAUUGUCACAUCUGCCUCCUCAACUCCAGCCUCCAGUACCCGGGCUAGCCCUCUAGUGAAGAAAGAACCAACCCUUGUUGUUCCUGCACCACCACGGCUCACGCCGCAACCCCAGGCUCGUCCUCAGUCUCGCCCUCAGUCUCAACCUCAGUUGUUACCCCUUGAACUCCGAACUCAGAGUCAUAUUCCUCCACACCUCAACUAUCCUGUGCAUCAGCAGCUGCCACAAAACGGAAUUGCUAGCAUCAGCCGGAGCAGCAGUGCUAGCAGUGCAGCAAGUAUCAGCCUCCCCAAGCACUUUCAGUCUUCCCCCCAGAUUCCUUCUCAUCACCCACCUGGACCGGGACUGGCGCUCUCCAUAUCCAACCUUAGUAACUCGCACUUUGCUAUCAGAUCUCAAGCCCAGCACCAUCCGACCAUGUUUGCUACCCCUCCCACGCUGCCACCGCCACUGUCUUUACCUACUAAUACCCUUGUAAUUCCCAGCCACCCUGCUGGAGCAGGCUAUUCAGAUCACGAACUUCUCAGACAGGAGCUGAAUAAUCGUUUUUUGGUUCAGACCUCGGACCGGUCAGGUGCCCCCCUCGGCUCAGUGCCGCUGCUGAGGGCGGAAUUUCACCAGCACCAACACACGCACCAACACAUGCAUCAGCACACAUUUACCCCCUUCACAUCCAGCCUACCCCCGACGCAGCUUAUGCCGCCAAAUGCACCCCCCAUGGUGCGUAACCCAGCUCGAAAUUUUGACAAGUACGGUCCCAAGUUAGACAGCUCUUAUUUUCGUCAAUCCAGUUUCUUUCCAACAUAUACUUCUCCUAUGCCUGGAAUGCCCCCAAUGCUUCCACAUUCAGGUCCUUUCAGUUCUCUACAGGGAGCUUUUCAGCCUAAGACCUCAAACACCAUUGAUGUCACUAGCCGGCCUGGUGCGGUACAUCACACCCUCCUACAGAAAUCGCCUGGGGUUACUGAUCCAUACAGGACGUCAGUAAGAAAACCAGGCAAGUGGUGUGCAGUACAUGUCCAGAUAGCUUGGCAAAUCUACCACCAUCAGCAGAAGAUGAAGCAGAUGCAGAUGGAUCCACACAAGCUGGACAUUUGUGGCAAACUUGACCUAUUCAGCAGGCCGCCUGCCCCAGGAGUCUUUCCAGGAUUUCCUUACCCACAUGAUUUAGCCAGACCUCUCUUCUCCAGUACUGGUCCAACACAUCCUGGAGCCUCGCCGUUUGGCCCAAACCCACAUCAUACCGGUUUCCUGCCUGCAAGCCAUCUGGCUGGUAAGUAUCCAUUUAGCAGGUCAAGCAGCUUCAGCGGCCUGGGGAACUUAGGCAGCAAUGCCUUUGGAGGAUUAGCCAGUCAUGCUCUAACUCACAACAGCUUAUUCGCUCACAAAGAGAGCCCCACUCUUCAGAGCUUCUCCAGUCCUCAUGAGCCCUGGAACCGGCUUCAUCGGACGCCACCAUCUUUCCCAACCCCCCCUCAGUGGUCCAAAGUUGGAGACCCUGAGAGAAGUUCUUCUGUGACCAACCACGACAGAGACAGGGAGGACAAGAGGGAGAUGUGUAUCGCUAAGGAUGAAAGAGACAAAGAGAGGGACAUCAUGGAUAAGAAUCGACAUCAUUCUAACAGAUCCUCUCCAGCUUCAGCCCCAGUCAGCCACCAAAUAAGCAACCUUAUCCGCAGCAACAGCCAGACAUCCAGCGAUUCUCUGAGACCGAGCAGUCGAGGGGACAGAUCCAAAGAUAUGGAGCGGGAAAAUUCUGAGCGGUUACGUGAAGCACCAUCUACAGAGCACAAGAUCAAGGAGAGCCGAUCCCCAGUUAAAGAGCCCUCAAAUCACGAUAAAAGGACGAUUGAGGAUGGCAGCAAGCCAGUUAUUCAGUCUGUGUCACCAUACAGCAAACCAGUCCUAAGUGAAAGUUUAAAGCUCAGCAACUUAGUAGGGAAAGACAGUGAACGGAAGCCUGAGCUGCCAGCUGAUCUCCAAAAAAUUAAAAGUGAUGUAAAAGUUAAAGAGGAACGCAAGGAAGAUUCAGAUGUGUUGUUAGUCAGUUCAGAGCCUCCACUUCCAGUCAGGACAAUGGAACAUCAACCACCUCCGCCUCCAACUUCCUUGCAUGGGUUACCUUUGCACCAUACAAUGGCAGCCUCCAUGCCUAUCCAAAUGGCUAGUGUCCACCAAAUGAACAACUUGAAUAUGUUGGACCGCAGUAGGGUGAUGACCCCACUUAUGGGUAUGAGCCCUCUCACUGGCAGAGAGCGGCUUCAACAUGCGGGUUUUGCAUGGGACCCAGUGCGAGAUUCGUUACGUGAUGCAUACCGCACCCUGGACUUGCAACGGAGGAUGGAUUUCCACCUGCGUGCCGAUGGCAUGCAUAGAUACCAGGCAACAGCUGCUGCCAACUUUUAUGACCAUGAACGAUCAUAUCGGGACCGUGAACCACAUGAUUACAGCCAUGAACAGCUCUUAGAGGCAAGGAGGGAACAGGAACGAAUGCGACAUGCAGAUGAGAGGGAGAGAGAACGGAUGCACCUAAGGGAAGAGAUAGAAAGGGCACGUAUGCACCAUCUUCACUCUUCCCCACUAGAGAGCCAUCUGGCACAUAUGCCCUCCUUCAUGCCACACUUGAGCAGUGUGCCCUAUCCCAGACUCAGCCCUUCAAGCGCCAUGCACAAUGGGAUUCUAAACCGUACUCCACCUACGGCGGCACUGAGUGCACCCCCACCCUUAGUGCCAGCCAGCAACACAAGGCCCGCCUCUCCCCGCAGGACUAAUCCCCUCACAAGUUCAGAUACCCGGGACUUCUCACCCUCCAGAAAUCCUAAAGAGGUUGAGGCUCGAUAGUCUGCUGCUUAAAUUAAAAAAAAAAAAAAAAAAAGGACCCACAGGAAUCAAAUACCAUGAAAUUUAAACUUGUCUUGUAUAUAAAAUCUUUUACGAAAGUGCACUGCUCAAAAUCUUCUCUCUCCUCCUCCUCCUGUUUUUGUAAAUGUACAUAUGUAGGCUAAGCACACUUUUUCCUUUAGCCAGGGGGACAAUUCAGGGGUGAUAAAUGUUCCAACCUGGAAACCAAGGGUUCCUCUCUUAAGGUCUCUGGUCAUGUGAUAAUUUUUUUGACUUGGGCUGCUCAGUAGCCAUUGGGAUGGGUUUAGUGAGGGAGGGAGUUUUUAAAUGGAUUUUUGUAGUUUUUACAGUAUUUUGUUUUUCGCUACGGUGUUCUUAGUCUCUUCCAAAAAAAAAAAAAAAUUUUACCUUUUCUUUAAUUUUAUAUUAGUUGCAUUUUGCCUCUGGUGAGGGAAAAAUAAGUAAAUCUGUUCUUUCCAUAAAAUAACAUAUGAGUUCAGCCCCUUCAUUCCAGAGGUAUCCUUGACACAUAGCAAUGCAUAUUUAUACAGUACCUACAAUCUGUUGAAGACACCUCUAGCACUGAAGGGUAGCAUUGAUAUUCUAUGGAGUUUUUUCUUUAUUCUACAGCUAACAGAUCAACAAUCUUGCUAUCAUUUUUGAACAGAAAUCACAGAUCUAUUAUUAAAAUAAUAAGAUUAAUGUACAAAA